AUGGCCCAGCCAGGUAAAGACAAGAACCUUUUACGCCGAGUCAUCGAGGCAGCUCUAGAUCGUCACGAAACCUCCUACCCACCCAUGGCAGCCCACGCUACAGCCUCAGCGGCACGGAAAAAUGGGACUUGGGGCCCCAAUGGCGCUGAUGUGGAAAGCCAACCAUGGAACUCCGGGUCAAGUAAUCCAGAAACCCUCAUUCCACCCAACGACAAACUCCUCAUAUUCCGCGCCUUGACUGGUAUCGACAGCGUUCCCGCCCUCACACAGGGUGGUCAUCUUCUUCGCAGCGCGCCAAAUGUUGGUAUUUAUACCCGUGUCGUGCGCAACGAGACCAAAGCCGCGCGCGGAUACAAGAUUUUCAAUACUAUGAUCAACACUUGUCUCAGUAUACAAAUUGUGGUCGCCGCAGCCUUGACAGCUCUUGGCGCAGCUAGUGGUCCACACUCCGCCGUGACAGCAUUCGGCGCGAUCAACACCAUAAUGGCUGGUAUUUUGACAUACCUGCGCGGAUCCGGUCUUCCCGAUCGACUGAAGAGCUACCAAAACAAAUGGAAACAUAUACGAGAAUAUAUUGAACAGCGAGAGCGAGAGUUUUGCCUAGUCGGUUGUGACCUUGACGUGCAAGAAGAGGUCUUUAUCGUGGAAAGCAUGUACCAGAGCUUGAAGUCUGAAAUGGAAACAGCUCGAAGUACCGGUGACACCAAGACUCAACAGCCUGAUGAUCCAAGAAUUAGACGCUCGCUUCUUCCGACUCACAAUGAGCUUAGUGGUCAGCGGCCGUCUGUGACACCUGCUAAGCGUUCUACGGUGUUACAUUCCCAGCACCCGGAGGAAGAUGAACCCGUUAGCCCGAUUACGGUUCCUGAACCGGCAUUGGAAAAGUCUUUUGAGAAGACAUAG
Penicillium angulare is the source of this 903-nucleotide messenger RNA. RefSeq lists its product as uncharacterized. Bases 1 to 903 code for a protein of 300 amino acids. The record is from RefSeq and is a predicted model, not a curated record. The transcript has a single exon. Lineage: Eukaryota; Fungi; Ascomycota; Eurotiomycetes; Eurotiales; Aspergillaceae.